Podarcis raffonei (Aeolian wall lizard) is the source of this 2286-nucleotide messenger RNA. Its product is annotated as vomeronasal type-2 receptor 26-like. The record is from RefSeq and is a predicted model, not a curated record. Gene Ontology annotation, cellular component: membrane. Gene Ontology annotation, molecular function: G protein-coupled receptor activity. The transcript is spliced from 7 exons. Bases 187 to 2286 code for a protein of 699 amino acids. Lineage: Eukaryota; Metazoa; Chordata; Lepidosauria; Squamata; Lacertidae. Gene Ontology annotation, biological process: G protein-coupled receptor signaling pathway.
UCUCAUCCUGUAAAUAGUUCUUGCCAACUUAAGGAACUCUAAAUUUCAAUCUAAUUCACCAGCUCAAGCUCUCCUAAAUGCUACUCUUUUCUUUGUUGGUGGAUCUGGGCAAGAUUCUGCUCCUUCCUAGCUGCAGAGUUUCCCGUUAGAUAUAACUUGUAUAGAGCAAGGAGUUGUUUUCAUUUAAUGGAGAAUGGAAGGCUAAAACGAUUUUUCGUGUAUUCAUUUAUUUGCAGUUGGUCAGCAAAGGACACCUCACCAGUCCUGUCCAUCUUGUUUGCAACCCAGGAGAUCACCCGGUAUCUUAAGCAUUUAGCCAAUGUCACCCUGGGCUAUAGCAUCUAUGAGGCCGCUUAUGAUGUCAGGACAACUGCCGAUGCCAUGCUAGACAGUAUUCCAAACUACAGCUGUGGAAGACAGAAUAACGUGUUGGCUGUUUUUGAAGCAACUUCUUCUGAAAUCCCCAGCCAGAUUUCAAGCAUGUUGGGCAUCUACAAAAUGCCCCAGAUCAGUUUUGGCUCAGCUGCUCAUGAUCUGAGUGACAAAACCCAGUUCCCUUUUAUCUACCGGAUAGUCCCCAAAGAAGAAACCCAGUACAUGGGGAUUGUCAAGUUGUUGCUAUAUUUUGGGUGGACGUGGAUCGGUCUCUUUGUUCCAGACAAUGACAAUGGAGAAAGGUUCCUAAGAGCCUUCACCCUUCUGCUGAUCCGGAGUGAGAUUUGUGUUGCUUUCUUGGAAAAAAUUAAUCUUCUGAAACUCUCAUACUUGCAUGUUAAUGUAUCUGCCUUGAGACAAGUCAAGGUGUUUGUUUAUUAUGGGGACUCUGAGCACAGAAUUUAUCCAAUCAUGAUGUUACAAAGAAUUCAUGAAGUGAGGAAAUCUCAGGGGAUAGUCUGGAUCACAACAGAUCUUCUGGACAUUGAUGAGAUGUUGUUUGGUGGCACAGAUUACUUCCAGCCUGCCCAAGGUUCUUUGUCCUUUGUAAUGAAUACAAAAAAACGGACAGAACAUGGCUACUAUACUCGACUUUCAUUUGAAGCUACAGCUGCAGCUGCAGAGUUUUGGUCAAGAGCAUACAGUUGUACAUGUUCAAACAAUGUGCUAUCCGUGGAGGGUUGGACAAAAUGCACAGAAAAGGAAACAUUGGAAACUUUGUCCCAGAAGGAGAUGGGGGCAAUCUGGUCUCAAGACCGCUACAGCACUUACUACGGCAUCCAGUUUGUGGCCCAGGCCUUAAAUGUCGCAUAUUCAUCCAGAUCCAAAUGGAUGUUAAUGGCGAGUGGAGGAGACAGAUUGGAACUUCAAAGGUUGCAGCCAUGGAAGCUUCACACUUUCUUGAAAGAAAUCUGGAUUUCGAAUUCAUCCAUAGGAGGGAUGUAUUCUGAUCAGAAUGGGGAGCUGACUGCCAACUUUGAUAUCGUGAACUGGGUCGUAUUUCCCAAUAGAUCUCACAGCAGAAAGAAUGUUGGGGGCAUCGAGGGACAGGCAUCCUCCGACACAAAAUUCUCCAUUAAACCAGGAGCCAUUGUUUGGCCUGGGAACUUCAGCAAGGUCGUGCCUCGUUCAAGAUGCACUGAAAGUUGUCGCCCUGGAUAUGCCAGAGUGGCUAAAGAAGGGGAGGCCGUUUGCUGCUAUGAUUGUGCUCCUUGCGCGGAAGGGACAAUCUCCGUUCAGGAAGAUGCAAAGCAUUGCACCAGAUGCCCAGAAGAUCAGCAUGCAAAUCAAGCAAGAGACAAAUGUGUCCCCAAGACUAUAACAUUUCUCACUUAUGAAGAACCCUUGGGCAUCGUCCUGGUGUCCUUUGCCCUCUUCUUGUCCUUGACCACUGGCAUUGUGAAAGGAAUCUUCAUUAAAUACAAGGAAACUCCCAUAGUCAAAGCUAACAAUCGGGACUUAUCCUAUAUCCUCCUCAUCUCCCUCCUGCUUUCCUUUUUGUCCUCCUUCCUGUUCAUCGGCCAGCCAAGGAAAGUGACCUGCCUUCUCCGACAAACAGCCUUCAGCAUCAUCUUCUCGGUUGCCGUCUCUUCUGUUUUGGCAAAAACCAUCACUGUGGAGAUCACCCGGCAUCUUAAGCAUUUAGCCAAUGUCACCCUGGGCUAUAGCAUCUAUGAGGCCGCUUUUGAUGUCAGGACAACUGCUGAUGCCAUGCUAGACAGUAUUCCAAACUACAGCUGCGGAAGAAAGAAUAACGUGUUGGCUGUUUUUGAAGCAACUUCUUCUGAAAUCACCCACCAAAUUUCAAGCAUGUUGGGCAUCUACAAAAUGCCCCAGAUGUCUGACAGCUAA